UGUAAUUAUUGUACAUUCUCUCACAAUUACUGUUUCUUCGGGCUCCACGAGCAUAUAGUCAGAGGACCUCUGAAUCUCAUCGCCGGGUUUAGACAUUUCCCAGAAAGCCCCCUCCAGUUUUCCGUUUUUAUUUGGGGGGAGCGCAAUCUUGCGGGAUCAUCCAAGUCGGUUUCUGCCAGCAGCAACCAAGCCAUCCAUUUACCUUUCCUAACCCAAAAAAAAAUAGAGGAGAGAGAAAGAGAGGGGUUAACCGGAGCCCAACCCCUUCACGCCGUGGGGCGAUAGAAUCAUCCACCCACCAGAGCCGCCGCCGCCGCCGCCGCCAUGAACGAAGGGAACCUGCGCGGCCAGGCGCCGGCGGCGUUGGGAGCGGGUUCGUCGUCCCCGUCCCCGUCCCCGGUGCGGUUCACGCCGCUGGAGCUCGCGGCGGCCGAGCAGCUCAUCCACCUCAGCGAGAGCAGCUCCUCCUUCACCCCGCGCGCCUCCGCCGCGUCGGCGUCCUCCUCCUCGUCCCCGCGCUCCGUGAACGCGCCCUCGGCGGCCCCUGUGCUGCCGCCGCGCGCCGUCGCGGAGGACGACGAGGACGAACAGGAGGUGGGCGGGAGGCGCCGCAGGAACAAGCGGUACCGCCCGAUCGCGGAGAUCUACGCUGCAAUGGAGCCGAAGCCGAUCGGGGCGCGCGGCGGCGGAAGGAAGGACAGGCCCAAGCCGGCCGGCGCCGCGAAGGAGGUAGAGGCGACGAAGUAGAGAGUGUGUGCUGGACUUGUUUGUAAUUAUGGAUAAUUAGCAGGGACUAGCUUGAUAUAGAAAGGUGUGAGCUCGAUGAAGUGUAAAUUAAAGUACUGUAUCCCCAAUAAAACCAGCAGUCUGCUUGACAUGCUUGAUCUUGCGAAGUUCUUGAGUUAGUAUUCUUGUGCCG
This is a messenger RNA of Phragmites australis (common reed), 919 nucleotides long. RefSeq lists its product as uncharacterized. The transcript has a single exon. Bases 325 to 747 code for a protein of 140 amino acids. The record is from RefSeq and is a predicted model, not a curated record. Lineage: Eukaryota; Viridiplantae; Streptophyta; Magnoliopsida; Poales; Poaceae.